This is a messenger RNA of Desarmillaria tabescens, 240 nucleotides long. RefSeq lists its product as uncharacterized. The transcript has a single exon. The record is from RefSeq and is a predicted model, not a curated record. The annotation marks the transcript as partial. NCBI's taxonomy places the organism in Eukaryota, Fungi, Basidiomycota, Agaricomycetes, Agaricales, Physalacriaceae.
CGGGCCUCCUCGGCAUAUUCAGCCUUGGUACAGCUCUACGCGAGAUCAGAUCAGCUGGACACGACGUACGCACGAUUCCGACGCUUCGGAAACGUAUCCCCCAUGUGCAUCAGUGGAUGCGAUGCACUGGAAACCGUCCACCACGUCUUCGUCUCGUGCCCUGUGUAUCGCUCCUUCCGCCAACAUGCCACACAAACACUGAUUACCGAGACAUCCCGUAUCCUGGACUCUGCAGAAGUA